Cylicocyclus nassatus is the source of this 496-nucleotide messenger RNA. The record is from the annotation of a GenBank genome assembly. Lineage: Eukaryota; Metazoa; Nematoda; Chromadorea; Rhabditida; Strongylidae.
GAUUAACUGAAAACAAAACUCCCUUUGCUACAAAAUGAACACCGAGAAGACCCACACAACCACCACGACCACAAGUCAUCCCAUCGGCACCACGACCACAGGUUAUACCACCACAGGCCAUAAGGACGAAAGUGUGCUGGAAAAGGUUGGUGACAAGGCCAAGGAUAUGGCUCAUACUGCCAAGGAAAAGAUGGCCAAUGCUGCCGAUGCCGUCAAGGAAACCGCUUAUAACGCGAAGGAGAAGGUAAAAGACAUGGCCGGUAAUACCAAAGAAACAGGCAAAGAGUACAUGGACGCAACCAAUAGAAAGUGCAAUGAAUGCGCGGAUGAUGCUACCCAUAAGAUGCAUCAUGCCCAAAACCAAGCAGCUGAAAAACUGCACAGAGCCGGUGACAACCUUCAGGACCAUUAAGAAGGUGAUUACGACUCUCCGUAUAUACAUGGACAAUAUGCGAUUAUAACGAAUGUUCUUUCUUAUAAUAUGUUUAUUUGUGAA